AUGUCGUCCCAAAGCUCCAAAUGGCCCUCCUCCGCCUCAGCAACCAUCACCCUAACCUUCGACAACAUGGGCGAAGCCGCCGACCUCAACCGCUCCCUCUGGCCCCCCUCCCAACCCAUCGGCUCCCACUACUCCGUAACCCGCAUGCUCCCCCAAUUCCUCGCCCUCGCACAAAAGUACUCCAUCCCCGUAACCUACUUCGCCGAGUCCUGGAACCUAGACGUCUACCCGGACGCUAUCAAAAGUAUCGCAGCGGCGGGGCACGAGGUGGGAUGGCACGCGUGGCAGCAUGAGGCGUGGGGGAAGGAGUGUAAGGAUGAGAAAGAUGAGAGGAGGAAUUUUGAGCGGAGUUUUGAGGCUAUGAGGGGGUUUGUUGAGAGGGAAGGGAAGAGGAAGGUGGAGAUGUAUCGGGGGUUCAGACCGCCUGGGGGGAGUGUACAUGGCGAGAGGACUUUGAAGAUGUGUAGGGAGUUUGGGCUGGGGUAUAUUAGCCCUGCUGCUGAGGAGGGGGCGGUGGUGCAGAUUGAGGGCGGGAAAGAUUCGAUUGUCGUGCUGCCUUUCAGGUGGAGUACCGUGGAUGCGUAUUACUACAUGGAAUCUUUUGGGAAACUAAGGAAGAUGAAGGGUGUUUUGCCGGAAGAGCCGCAAGGGACGGAUGUACUCGUGGAGGCUUUUGUGAGGCAGGUGGAUGAGACGAUUGAGAAGGGAGGUUUCCUGUCUUUGUUGUUUCAUCCGUUUUUGAAUGAUGAUGAAGAGAAGCUUCAAGCGAUGGAGACGGUGUUGCAACACCUGGCCAAGAGGAGAGAUGAGGGGAGCAUUUGGCUGGCUAGGGCGAGGGAUGUGGAGGAGUGGGCGAGGUCGCAUCCGGGCGUGUUGGGUGACGAUCCGGUGUGGGACAACAGCUCGUGGAGAUGA
Molecule: messenger RNA, 915 nt
Organism: Saxophila tyrrhenica
Lineage: Eukaryota; Fungi; Ascomycota; Dothideomycetes; Mycosphaerellales; Extremaceae
Exons: 1
Coding region: 1-915 (304 amino acids)
Biological process (GO): carbohydrate metabolic process
Molecular function (GO): hydrolase activity, acting on carbon-nitrogen (but not peptide) bonds
Source: RefSeq, a predicted model, not a curated record